AACUUUUUCGCCGAGUCGGCCGCAACUUCGGAUUCUCCUCUCCAGCAUGAACACGCCCCUUCCCCCUUCCUACGGUCAAUUCCGCCUCUCACUCGUCGUCGCGCUCUUUGCACUCGGGAUCAAGAUGCUGCUCGACCGAACCAAAGCAGCGUCGUCAGACGACGCCGACGCAGCCGCAAAGGCCACCACUACCACCGUUAUCACCACUCCGCGCAGCCUCAGUAGCGGAAGGUUGACGCCCCGGAAAGGCGCGGUCCACGUGGUGGGCGGAACGGACGACGACGAGGACGCGGAGAUUCCGCGCGCGCGCGCGGAGAAGUGGUCGCUGGCGGACGUGGCGGAGGCCACGGCUCAGUUCGCGCAGGAUCGCGUGAUCGUGGCGGAGGGGCAGAGCGUGGUGCUGCGCGGGAGCGCGCGCGACGGGCGCGACGUCGCAGUGAAGCGGUGCAAGCAGCCCCAGCCCGAGACCCAGGCGAUCUUUCUCCGAGAGGUGAUGCUAAUCACGAGUUUGCGCCAUUCCAACCUGCUUCCCCUCGUGGGCUACUGCGACGAAGGGACCGAACAAAUCCUCAUAUUCGAGCACAUGAAGCACGGCUCGCUCGCUUCCUGGCUGCGCCCGCCUGCAGAUGCCGCUGAGUCCCGACCGCCACUCACGUUUGAGCAGCGGGUGAGGAUCGUUGCUGACGUGGCACGCGCGGUGGAAUUCCUGCACUCGCAGCCCAAGCCGAUCGUGCACAAAGACAUCAAGACCGAAACCAUCCUGCUGGACGAGAAUUUCAAUGCGAAGCUGGGAGGGCUGGGAACGCGCAAGCACCUGCCGGGGGAGUCGAGCCACGUGCGUGUGCAGCGGAGGAAGGGAUAUCUGGACCCUGAUUACUGCCAAACCUUUGUCGACACUGCCAAGGCCGAGAUUUUUGCGGUUGGAGUUGUCCUCCUCGAGCUUAUAACGGGUCGACCACCAGUGGUGGAAGAAGAGGUGGUGGCCAAGGCUGGUCGAAACACCGUAAAGAUUGUUACACUUGCCCAAUGGGCAAUACCCAAGAUCAAGGAUGGAAACUACGGGUUGAUAGUGGAUGAACGGAUGGAAGAGUACCCUGCUGACAAGCUGGCGAUCCUGACAAAGAUUGCUUCACAGUGUCUUAACCCUCUCCGCGGAAAUCGGCCUGAUAUUGGACCGGUGGUCGCCUGGUUGAGUGAUUUGUGCAGCUCUGAUGCUGCUGUUCUCGAGAAGCUUAACUCGGUGUUCAAAUAG
Molecule: messenger RNA, 1252 nt
Organism: Closterium sp. Naga37s-1
Lineage: Eukaryota; Viridiplantae; Streptophyta; Zygnematophyceae; Desmidiales; Closteriaceae
Source: the annotation of a GenBank genome assembly